GCAGCUGCGCGCAUCACGGCUCGUGGCCAGGAGAGCCUGGCGGACCCGUCCCCGGGCCUCAUCCUCCCUCUUCCUCCGCAGGGAGACCGGGCGCCCCUUCUCAGCCGGUUGCUGAGAUCGCAGCUGCAGAGACUUGUCCGGCGCGCAGGCUGCCCGGAGGGAUGAAGCUGGCGGCGUUUUGACAAGACUUUCCUCUCCGUCUCCGCGCGCGCCCAAGACAGCUCAGCACCGGCGGAACUGGGUGCCGUGGCCUGGACGCGUCGCUUGGUGAGCGAGCUGGAGGAGCAGGCGGGAGCCGCGCGGCGCGAGCCAUGGCUGAGGGGAUGCCAGUUCCCCGCGGCGGAGACGUCUGGGAAAUCGACGUGGAGAGCCUGGAAGACGCGGACGGGUUGGAGCCGCCGCCACCGCCUCGCCCUCGACUGGAGGCUGUCGAAGACGACGACGCUGACGAAGAAGAGGAGGAAGAGGAGGAUGGCGACGAGGACGACGACGACCGCGAGGAAGACGACGGAGCGGGCGGGCGCCGCGUUCUUCUGCCUCCGCCGCCUCCCCCGCAGCCGCCCGUCGAGGCGGCGCUUUCCGGGGAGCCGCCUGCGCGCAAGCUGAGCCGGACGCCCAAGUGCGCGCGCUGCCGCAACCACGGCGUGGUGUCUUGUCUCAAGGGCCACAAGCGCUUCUGCCGCUGGCGGGACUGCCAGUGCGCCAACUGCCUGCUGGUGGUGGAGAGGCAGCGCGUCAUGGCCGCGCAAGUGGCGCUGCGCCGGCAGCAGGCCACCGAGGAUAAGAAGGGGCUUACAGGGAAACAGGCCAACUUUGAGCGCAAGGCAGUCUAUCAGAGGCAAGUCCGGACCCCCAGUUUGCUGGCAAAAAGCAUCUUAGAAGGUUACCGUCCUAUUCCAGCAGAUCCCUACCUUGGAGGGACUUCAUCCUUGCCACCUCCUGUGAGUGACAGGAUGAGGAAAAGGCGGGCCUUUGCUGAUAAAGAACUGGAGAAUAUCAUGCUUGAGAGGGAGUUCAAAGAAAGAGAAAUGAUGGAAGCGACCCAGGCGGCGGCCUUUUUCCUGCCUAACCGCAUGGUGCACGGGACUGAAUACAACACUUACAAAACUGCCUUUAGCCCUAACCACGUUGAGGCUCCCAGUAAAGAGUUUUGCGGCUUCCUGCCCACUUGCCUGGACCUAACGAUGCAAUAUUCGGGUUCAGGUAACAUGGAACUGAUUUCGUCCAAUGUCAGUGUCGCCACUACGUACCGGCAGUAUCCUUUGCCCUCCAGGUUCCUGGUGUGGCCAAAGUGCGGCCCCCUGAACGAUGCUCUCCUCUACCAGCAGUGCCUGCUCAACGCUACUGCCGUCCAGUCCCUCAAGCCUGGGGCGAUUUGGGAUCCCAAGGCUUCACAAGGUCAGGACUGUCCGAGCUCUGAGCAUGAUUUGAUGUCGUCCAAGAGUGAGCCCUCAUGCCUGCUUCCUCAUGUUAGAGAAAUCCAGCCGCCUCAAAACGAACUCCCAAAUAUCCCUCAGGUGACUUGUGACAGAUCGGCCUUCUCGCCUCCUAAGAGGACUUUCUCUCAGAUCUCUGACAAGGACACGCUGGUACCCCAGGAGCACUUGCUCGGUAAGAUCAGCAAAGAAAGCGGCAAGCACCCCCCGCCACCCCCCGGCAAGUAUAGUCCUUUCCAUUCGCUCUUCCAGCAGACGCUCCACAGCAAAUCGGGGCCGGAGUUAAAAGCAACAUUGGACGAGGCAUCCAAGAAAUACAGAGAGUCGACCGUCAAAGAAAACCAAAAAUACAAACUCACCAUUGACAAAUAUGCAAGAGACUUUUGGGGGACUAAACAAGCCAUGACCAAAUUGUCAACCAAUGAACCCCUGUCGUUUUCAGUCGAAUCGAUUCUUAAACGGCCAUCUUCGAUGGUCACCAAUGUUUCUCAAUAGAGAGAGGGAGAGAGACUACUGUGACAACCAACCGACUGAAGCUAGUGUAUUUGCACUUAAGGUUACAAUCCUAAUCAUAUGUACAAUUUAGUCCCUUUUAAAAUGAGUUGAACUUAUUCCUGUAUAAACAUGUUUGGGAUUUGGUGGCAAGAUGCUUGAUACUCGAGUCCAGGAACAAAUUUGGAAGAAGUUCCACUGAUUUUUGUCAGCCUUUCUUUCCAAGUAAAGGAGCUCAGGAUUAUAACUUUUGUUCUAUGGAUCUCAGCUGACUUCAGCACGGUUAAUAUAAUAUAUUCUUUCUUAAAGAAUUUUGGGGUUGGCUGCUCCCACAGUCUUUAAUGUGAAGAUUACUGCCAUGCCCGUUUGCAAUGUUGAGCCGUUGCUGUAUCUCACCAAAAAUUUGUAUAAAAAAGAAUUUUAGAUGUAAAAGUUGAUUUUAAAGUGUACAUAAAUAUGCAUGUUUUUCAUAUGGAAAUAAAUAUAUUUA
This is a messenger RNA of Zootoca vivipara (common lizard), 2418 nucleotides long. It is a transcript of the gene DMRT2, whose product is annotated as doublesex and mab-3 related transcription factor 2. Gene Ontology annotation, biological process: regulation of transcription by RNA polymerase II; sex differentiation. The record is from RefSeq and is a predicted model, not a curated record. Lineage: Eukaryota; Metazoa; Chordata; Lepidosauria; Squamata; Lacertidae. Gene Ontology annotation, molecular function: DNA-binding transcription factor activity, RNA polymerase II-specific; RNA polymerase II cis-regulatory region sequence-specific DNA binding. Gene Ontology annotation, cellular component: nucleus.